AUGUUCCCAACUACUCUCACCUUUUCUCUCCUAUUGUUCAUCCUAUGUGCCAGGCAAGGUCUCGCGUUGGACAGGCACGCUGUUGUGUCCCGCUAUAAUCCCUCUCGCUCCGGGGAUGUCAGCAACUUCACCACCCCUAUGCAGGUCGGAAACGGCCGCUUCGCGUUUGGGGCUGACUUGACAGGCCUACAAACCAUCCUGCCGUUCUCCAUCAUGUCUUCAUGGGGAUCCAAGAACGAUUCUUUGCCCGCUAAUCGCACAGAAGCGGAUGUCGAGAAUUAUCACGGAGAGAGCUGGUAUAACCAUGGGAGGCUCGUGGAGUAUGACUUUGGAGGAGAGCCAGAGCUCGAGCAGUGGUUGAUUGCGAAUCCGAACCGCGUUAAUCUGGGACGCGUCGGGCUUGUAUCACUGCUCCCAGAUAGAACAGAGGUGAACCUUACCGAUGGCGACAUAGUAAACGCAUCACAAACCCUCGAUAUAUGGACCGGUAAUAUCACCAGUCAGUUCAUCCUUAACAACGAGCCGGUCAUCGUCAAUACGUUCUGUGCGCCAGACGAGGACACGGUGGCAAUCAGUAUCGAGUCUACACUCUUGUCUGAGGGGCGCCUGGGUGUCUUCUUCGAUUUCCCUUGGAACGAUGGAUCGAACAAGUUCUCGGACCCUUUCGUUGGGUUGUUCAACAUGACUGCUAACCACACGACCAAUCUCACUCUCGGUGACCUCGGCACCAACAUUCGAGCACAAAUCGCGCAUACCAUGAAUUCUGUCACUUUCUUCACGUCCAUAGCAGGGGAUGCUUUCAACAUCAGUCUCGACACGCCCGGCACGCAUCACUAUACUGCUCGCCCAGUCAAUAACAACGCGUCUUCAUUCUCCCUUUCCAUUUCUUACGCACAAGAGCCGCCAGAAAGCGUCUCGCCCGUAGAGACCGUCUUCAAAGACUCCAGGGCGACAUGGGAGGAAUUUUGGACGAGUAACGGAUUCGUGGACGUCGUGAGCAACUCAACAGACUCUCGUGCGGAUGAGCUCCAAAGACGAAUUAUAUUGUCUCGAUACUUGAUGAGGGUCAACGCUGGUGCCGAUACGCCGCCACAGGAGUCAGGUCUCGUCAACAACGGCUGGUACGGGAAGUUUCAUAUGGAAGAGAUAUGGUGGCAUUGCGCACACUGGGCCUUAUGGUCCAACACCGAUCUUCUCUCCACCUGUACUUCAGUCUACCAGCGUUUUCUCCCAACCUCCAUCGCUCGUGCUCAAGUCGAACAGGGCUGGCCAUCCGGAGCCCGCUGGCCCAAAAUGACCGACCCUUCAGGCCGCUCAGCACCAGGCGAGAUCAACAACCUCUUGAUCUGGGAGCAACCUCAUCCGGUCAUCUUCGCCACCUACCAGCGACGCGCUACUGUACCAGGUACCGCAGAGGAGCGAGCCGUCCUCGAGCGGUGGAGAGAUGUCGUACAGGCGACGGCUGACUGGAUGGCCGUCUUCGCGUUCUGGAAUACGACUACGAACGUGUACGAUAUCGGACCUCCGAUGUACGUCGUCAGCGAGGACACCAGCCCGAACGUCACGAUGAACCCCGCUUUCGAACUGGCAUAUUGGAGGCUGGGUCUCAACCUCGCCACGGAAUGGAUGCAGGCGUUGGGGGAGAAUGAUAGCGUAUGGGGUGCGUGGCAGGAUGUUAGCAGCAAAUUGGCACCAUUGCCGGUGCAGAAUGGGACAUAUGCGGUGUAUGAGGGUAUCCCGGAGGACUUCUGGACGGAUCCGGAGUUUACGAACGAUCAUCCUGCGAUGACGGGGUUGUAUGGAUGGCUGCCGCCUACGCCUGGCUUGGACAUCGAUAUCGUGAACGCGACCACACACAAAGUCUGGGCCAGUUGGAACGUGAGCGGUUUUUGGGGAUGGGACUUCGCGAUGUUGGCAAUGUCGGCCGCACGUCUGGGAGAGCCCGAGCAAGCAAUCGAGUGGCUCCUCCAUCCACUUCUUCAGUUCGACGACGUCGGGAUGCCCAUAGGUGGCGUUCGUGUCCCUACACCGUACUUCCCAGCAUCAGGCGCACUUUUGCUUGCUGUGGGUAUGAUGGCGGCAGGUUGGGAGAAUAGCACGGGUGUGGCACCCGGAUUCCCCGCAGACGGAUGGUCUGUGCAGAUGGAAGGGCUUGCGCGAGCGCUUUAG
Messenger RNA from Stereum hirsutum FP-91666 SS1, 2169 nucleotides. RefSeq lists its product as uncharacterized. Gene Ontology annotation, biological process: carbohydrate metabolic process. NCBI's taxonomy places the organism in Eukaryota, Fungi, Basidiomycota, Agaricomycetes, Russulales, Stereaceae. Bases 1 to 2169 code for a protein of 722 amino acids. The record is from RefSeq and is a predicted model, not a curated record. The transcript has 4 exons.